This is a messenger RNA of Centropristis striata (black sea bass), 556 nucleotides long. Its product is annotated as histone H2B 1/2-like. The transcript has a single exon. Gene Ontology annotation, cellular component: nucleosome. Gene Ontology annotation, molecular function: protein heterodimerization activity; structural constituent of chromatin; DNA binding. The record is from RefSeq and is a predicted model, not a curated record. The coding region runs from base 21 to 389 and encodes 122 amino acids. Lineage: Eukaryota; Metazoa; Chordata; Actinopteri; Perciformes; Serranidae.
GAGCAACAACUGCUAGAAUCAUGCCUGAUCCAGUGAAAGCGCCCAAGAAGGGCUCCAAGAAAGCCGUGAGUAAAGCCACCAAGAGCGGCAAGAAGAGGAGGAGGACCCGCAAGGAGAGCUACGCCAUCUACGUGUACAAGGUGCUGAAGCAGGUCCACCCCGACACCGGCAUCUCCUCCAAGGCCAUGGGCAUCAUGAACUCGUUUGUCAGCGACAUCUUUGAGCGCAUCGCCGGCGAGGCCUCCCGUCUGGCUCACUACAACAAACGCUCCACCAUCACUUCCAGGGAGAUCCAGACCGCCGUCCGCCUGCUGCUGCCCGGGGAGCUGGCCAAGCACGCCGUGUCUGAGGGCACCAAGGCCGUCACCAAGUACACCAGCUCCAAGUAAACUGCUGCUGCUGCUACAACAACAAGACCACAAAGGCUCUUCUAAGAGCCACCCACUUCAUCUGAAGCGCUUUUCCUGUUGACUCAAAUAUGCUGGUGUUUUAUGUUUUUUAUUUAUAUACAGUCUAUAGUUUUAGGACAGCUGUUCUCAAUCUUGGGGUCGCGAGA